AUGCGACGACCGUCGCAAGCGGCGGGGGGGUGGGAAUCGCGAUCCUUGCGGUUGGCGUCGUUGGGAUUGGAGGAUGGGCAUUCGGCAAUUACCAGGCCGGCAGUGGAGCGUCUGGGCAAGGACCUGGAUCUGGAGCCAACUGGUUUGGGUCCGGAGGACCAGGCGCAUCAGGUGCAGGUAGUCAAGGUGGCGGGGGAACAAGUUAUUCCAGAGGAGGAAACCAUGGAGGCCAGUCUGGAGGGCGACAUCAACAGGGCUACUCCUGGUCCUAAUUCGAAUUAUAACGCUGAUUCCACCCCUGGGGGCACUGGCCCCAAAUCGGGAGGUUCUGGAAGUAAACCACAAACUGCGGAGGAUUGGGAGAAGGCUCGGGAGGAGACGAGGCGGAAGGAGGAGCUGCGACGGAAGAUGGAGGAGUUCAAACGGAAACGGGAAGCGGAAUCUCGAGAGAAAGAAAGGCAGCGCGAGCGAGAGAAGAUGGAAAAGGAGCUGCGGGAGCGCAGAGAGCAACUAGAGAGAGAAAUGGCGGCCGCAAGAGAAGCGGCCGCCAGGGAGGCUAAGCUACGAGCAGAGAAAGAAGCGGCGGAGCACCGCGCGAAAUUGGAGAGGGAAACAGCCGAAGCAAAACUCCAGGCGGAGAGAGAAGCCGCCAAAUCUCGGCAAAGGGAAGUAGAAGCUCGUGCACGCGCUGAACGAGAGGCAGCGGAGGCUCGGGCCAAGGCUGCGCGAGAGGAGGCAGAGGCGAAGGCCAGGGCGGAGAAGGAGGCUGCGGAAAAAGAAGCGGCCGCAAAGGCCGCUGCAAAGAAAGAGGCCGAUGCAAAGUUUGCUGCGCUGAAGGAGGCUGCCGCAAAGAAAUAUGCUGAGAAGAAGGCCCGGGACGCGAAAGAGGCGGCCGCGAAGGAUGCCGGAGCAACAGCCUCAAAGGUAUCCAGUGCGUCGGCACCACCACCUCGUACACCGUCCCCCAAGAAGCCGCCAGUGUCUCCCUCAAAGGCCAGCGCUCCUGCGGCAGAUGAUGAUGCAUAUUCAUUCCGACCCUACGACCGACCUAGGCGACCGUACGGAGGUGCUUCUCAAGGUUCAGUAUAUUCGGAAUCUUCCUACGCACCUUCGCAGUCAACAGCACGCACAACCCCACCGCCAUCCCAUAGAGGAACUUAUGAGACUAAGGACCCUGACAAGAUUGUUAUCAGGGGUGUCUACGCCUUCAACCAAGCGUUCCCUCGCACUCCGGUGGCCCAAUUAGUGUCCGGCCAAGGAAUGGUCACGGAUGGGCUAGUCCUCCGCAUUACUACGGAAGGCCUCUUCAUUGACGACGACGUCCGCGGUGUUCCCCAACGCGAAUGGGACGUUAAAGCCUGGACGAUGAAACUCGUCGAGGUAUGGUGUCCACAAGUAGGUCCGCCAAAGCCGAACGCCCAAAAAGCAAACCAGACGUUCUUCCGCCGCAGUACCAACGAUGCACCCUCGCCCGAGGAGUCUGACGCAUACUUGGCCAAUUUCCUCAAAGUCUGCAAGAAUACCUGCCGCCUCGCCUCUCCAGCGUUCCUCAGCCGAAACAGCACAGACAGCAAAGAAGGCCAGCCUUACGGCGGACUCCAUGUCCUCCGUGCUACAAUCCGGGACCAAGAAGGUCGUCGAUACCUCUUCGUUCUCCAGGAAACUGAAGGAUGGAAGGUUGCAUUGGGAUUGCAACGGCUUCGCAAAGGUAGCCAGGUGCGGGCUCUAGGGGUGUGCGGGAUGGCUCUCGCAGAGACAAGGACUGUUCUUUCGGGACUUGGAUAUUGA
Molecule: messenger RNA, 1788 nt
Organism: Aspergillus puulaauensis
Lineage: Eukaryota; Fungi; Ascomycota; Eurotiomycetes; Eurotiales; Aspergillaceae
Exons: 2
Coding region: 1-1788 (595 amino acids)
Source: RefSeq, a predicted model, not a curated record